Messenger RNA from Suillus clintonianus, 1503 nucleotides. RefSeq lists its product as uncharacterized. The record is from RefSeq and is a predicted model, not a curated record. NCBI's taxonomy places the organism in Eukaryota, Fungi, Basidiomycota, Agaricomycetes, Boletales, Suillaceae. The transcript has 3 exons. Bases 1 to 1503 code for a protein of 500 amino acids.
AUGCCGAUCGAAGGAGACUCCCGGUCUUCGAUCAUAGCUAACCACCUGGAUGUCCCGCCCUGGCGACAAAGACAGAUGGUCUUCGAUGCAAAGUUAGGAUAUAAUCCAGUUCGUUUCACAUUCCCCAUCCUCCCGCCUCUCAUAAUCGCAAUGCAGUUCUUCGACGUUUCUGAACUCGUGCUCGAAGUUUUCGAGCAUGUCUACAUAGCAGCACCUCAACAGGUUCACUUCCAGAGAUGCAUCCGCAGCCCUCUAGAAUCAGAACUCCAACGCCUACGCCUAUACACCCCCCUCAUUCGCUCAAUUACCGCCAGCGUCCAUAGUCUCAACAAUAGCGCCGCUCUUGCGUUUGACGCCAUCGUGCACGGCCUGACCACUAACAGACCACUGCUUCCAAACUUAAACCGGCUCAAGCUCAUCCAUUCAUACAACCCUCUUUUAGCUCAUGUCUCCCUCUUGCUGCACAACAGGUUACAAGCCCUCGUACUCCCGUAUUUUGCAGCAAGAAUAGAGUCUAUUGUCGGCGCUGUCAUCGCCGCAUCCCCACCAUUUCUAACACUUCAAUUUGUCGAUCAUCCCGAAAACAUGCACCAAUUCGUCCAAUCUAUCGACAACUUUUCAACGCUCCGGUUUCUAAUCAUCCCUCUCCUGGACGCUACAGGAAUGAGAGCCAUCGGUUCGCUCCCUAACCUGCUUACCUUAGGCAUCAUCAUCAACAACUCAUUGACCGAGUCCAGUAUCUCGGUGUUUCCCUUUGCAUUUGAUCACCAUUUAUCGCUGGUCAAGAUCAUGAUCCAACGAUCCACCCUCAUCACUAACUCGACCAAUGGCAUCGUCAACAACGGUUAUGAUUCCGUGAGGGCUCUCUUACAUGCGCUACCCAUCCCUUGUCGCCGGCUGGCCAUAUGGCUCCCUUGUGACUAUGGUGGCGCCGCAUUGGCACAUUUCAUUGCCUCCCUCGUGGUUGACUUUGAGUCCCCGAGCGAUGGCGCAUUCUCUCUUAGCGACCUGCACGGGAUAUCACUGAGGCUGAUCCAUUGCGAGCCACGCAUCACCACUCCCUUGCCAUCCAACUUCUUGUAUCCCCUGUCAUCGCCUGUGAUCACCUACAUUGACAUGGGUGAUGUUUGCGGGUGCAGUUUGGAUGACGACGCGCUAGAAGCCAUAUCGUCUGCGAUACCCAAUCUCGAAACAUUCCUACUGGGCACCAAGCGUUACUGGACAGCUCCUCCCAGGGUGACUCUCGCAGAACUUUCUGCUGUCUUGCGUCACUGCCCGGCAUUGAAGAAACUUGGGCUCGUCUUCAAUUGCAGUAUUGGAGCCUCACAGUACGUGGUCCCCAUGAAUACAGCCAUAACAACUCUGCUGGUCGGCGUAUCCCUACCUUACAAUCCCAACUAUGUUAUUUACUUCCUUUCCCGCGCGUUGCCCCAUCUGUCUAAAAUUUGUAUCGAACUCUACGAUGAUCAGGAAUCGUCUGAUAAAACCGACAUAAUCACGUGA